This is a messenger RNA of Pyricularia oryzae 70-15, 546 nucleotides long. RefSeq lists its product as uncharacterized. Lineage: Eukaryota; Fungi; Ascomycota; Sordariomycetes; Magnaporthales; Pyriculariaceae. Gene Ontology annotation, molecular function: oxidoreductase activity, acting on paired donors, with incorporation or reduction of molecular oxygen; iron ion binding; heme binding. The record is from RefSeq and is a predicted model, not a curated record. The transcript is spliced from 3 exons. Bases 1 to 546 code for a protein of 181 amino acids.
AUGCCCUGUACACGCGCGCAUGCAGCAUCGCGGAGCCUGUCGUGCAGCGCCGGCGCCGGGAGCGGGCCGAGUGCGAGUCCAAGGGGCUUGGAGCCGCCCGUGUACAACGACGUCAUCGAACGGGUCGAGACCGAGGCUGCUACGUGUUGCGCAAGAGCGAGAUCGCCAGUGCCGACGCCAGCAGGCGGUGAAAGCAUCUCGCAGCUCGUGUCGGCCACGGCCGACCACCUGCCCUUUGGCUACGGCGAAUACGCCUGCCCAGGCCGCUUUUUCGUCGCCCACGAGGUCAAGCCAGUUGCGCUUUGCUACCUGCUUCUCAAACACGACUGGAAAACAUCUGAAAACGCAACUGUUCCCUUCACCAUUGAUGCGGGCCUCGAUGCUUUGGUCAAUCCAGAGGUCAAGGUUAAGUACCGACGGCGCAAGGAGGAGAUCGGUCUGGAUUUGCCGGUGUUUGGAGCUGCGGAAUGGAUAGAAGAGCGAUGCUCGCAACUUGGAGAGAAAUGGAAGUCUCCACUUCAACGGUGGCUUGUCCAUCCUGAGUAA